This is a messenger RNA of Funneliformis geosporum, 135 nucleotides long. The record is from the annotation of a GenBank genome assembly. Lineage: Eukaryota; Fungi; Glomeromycota; Glomeromycetes; Glomerales; Glomeraceae.
AUCACAAAAAUAAUAUUUGCAAAUUUUUGGCCUAAAGAGCUUGAAGAUGAAUUAGUUGAAGAGCCUCACAAAUCAGUUUCAGAUUCAUUGGUUAAAUUAUCUUCAGAUUCAUUGAAUACACUUCAUAUAAGCUGA